CUCCAAAUAUCCGUGCUCCCACACAUGACCAACACAACAAAAAUCCAACACUAAUUGCUAAUUAACUAAUCUGAUUGAAAACGACAGCGUUUCUGGUACGCAAGUAAAGUAUAUUUCGUACCGGCAAGUCUCCGGUAACGAUUAUCGGAAAUUGAAAAAUGCCGCCGGCGAAGAAAGGGAAAACAAAGGCUGGAUCAAAGGAAACGACUCCUUUAGAAAAACCUAACAAUUUUCCUUCGUGUAUUCGGUGCAUGCCUCCUUCAUCCGUUGCUAUAACCAUCCAUGCUAAACCAGGUUCCAAGUCCGCCUCCAUAACAGAUGUGAGCGAUGAAGCUGUUGGUGUGCAAAUUGAUGCACCGGCGAGGGAUGGUGAAGCAAAUGCUGCUCUUCUUGAUUACAUCAGCUCUGUUUUAGGUGUAAAACGAAGACAAGUAUCUUUAGGUACGGGUUCUAAGUCAAGAGAUAAAACAGUCAUUGUGGAAGAUGUAACUCAGCAAUAUGUUUUUGAUGCUUUGGAUAGAGUCUCAAAACAGUAGUUAUGAAAGGAGAGAAAAUGUGUUUUUCUUGGUGAGACGUCACGCUGCUCAUUCUUCUCAAGAAGUGAAGGCAGAGUAUGCGAUCACCUGUUUUCCUGUUACAAAACUAUCAACACCCUUAAUACUAUAAAACCAGCAUUUAGUAGUGCAAUUGCAUGUCGAUUUAUGCUGCUUAUAUAAUAUAUUGAUGAAUGUUGGCCUUUAUUUGUAAUAUGCUUUUACAUUGGUAGUUUUCAUUGUGUACAUUAUAAGAAUGAUUUGAUAUCCAUUACUCCCUUAUUGAUAUAGCUACUUUACAAUAAU
Molecule: messenger RNA, 839 nt
Organism: Vicia villosa (hairy vetch)
Lineage: Eukaryota; Viridiplantae; Streptophyta; Magnoliopsida; Fabales; Fabaceae
Exons: 3
Coding region: 159-536 (125 amino acids)
Source: RefSeq, a predicted model, not a curated record